AUGGACUCGUCUGCUCUGAUCCUGCUCCUGCUGCUGGGUCUGUGCGGCGUACACGGUCAGAGCUGUCAGGGCAGAUGUGGCUCCGUCGGCCUGUGCUCCUGUGAGCCGACCUGUGAGUCUCUGAGGAACUGCUGCCCCGACUACAGAAACUUUUGCCUCCAGACUCAGCCUUAUUCCGGAUCCAUCUUUGGAGGCAAAGACUUCCUCAUUCUGCACGCAACCUUCACCAAGAUCGACAGCAUCGUCUGCAGAUUUGGAGGCAGUAUUGACACCGUGGGCUUCGUGGAUGAGUCCAGUCGGGCUCACUGUGUCUCUCCGCUCCUUUACCGAACAGGAUGGGUUCCUUUCACCGUCUCCAACGACAACGGCACCAGUUUCCCCAGAGCCGGCAGAUGGCUCGCAGUCCACACAGGGAAGCUUGACUCGAAGCUGAAGGCAGUUCUGGUCAAUGCCACCAGAUGGCAGUAUUACGGCACACCAGGAGUGACUGGAGCUCUGCAGAUGACCUGGGACCCCUCCAUGGUCCAGGGUCACAGCGUCAACGUAGAGCUGUGGGGGUACAGAGAGACCGGGGUGGCCUACUCCAAUGACUGGGAGGCCGAGUGGAAGUAUCUCUACACUCUUUGUAAGCUUCAUCCCAACAACGGCUCGUUCAGCUUCGUGCCUGUUCCCGCAACCGCAGCCGCCCCAGACGUGUGGGAGCUCGGGAUGCUGCGUAUCAGCUCUAGCGAGCAUAAGGAUGGAGAGUGGAAUGUAGAAUCCAUCUGGACCGAGGACCACGCUCUGGCCUGGCAGCUGGACGAGUCGUUCAGAGCAGAUUCUGCAUCCUGGGCGGAGGAGAAGUGUCUAGCCUGGGACCAGUACGAGAAUAAUCUACCAAACUUCCUCCAGGAGAUCGUCGACUGUCCCUGUACGCUAGCUCAGGCCCGCGCAGAUACCGGCCGCUACCAUACGGACUACGGCUGUGACAUAGAGAAAGGCAGUGUCUGCACCUACCACCCUGGGAGUGUCCACUGCGUCAGAGCCAUCCAGGCCAGCCCUAAGUACGCAGCUGGACAGCAGUGUUGCUAUGACGACAGAGGCGCUCAGGUCCUGACCGGAGACUCUAUCGGGGGCAGCACUCCGGACCGAGCCCACGACUGGGGCUCGCCUCCGUACCAGAGACCCCCCCGCGUCCCGGGACAGUCCCACUGGGUUUACGACGUCCUGAGUUUCUACUAUUGCUGCCUCUGGUCCGACAACUGCAGCUACUACUUCAAACACCGUCCGUCCAGCGGCUGCGUGAAGUACGAUACUCCCAAAUCAGCUGUGGUGUUUGGAGACCCUCACUUCCUCACCUUUGAUGGUCUCAGUUACUCGUUCAAUGGAAAAGGAGAGUACACUCUGGUCUUUGCAGAGUCCCACAACCUCACGAUCCAAGGCCGGACUGAACCGGUCUCAGACAGGAUCAAAGCCACGAAGGUGACGGCGGUGGCCAUGAGAGAAACCUCCUCCGAUGUCAUUGAGGUGCGGAUGGUCGGAGAUCCCAAACAUCUGGAGGUUCUGCAGAAUCAGGAAAAACUAUCGUUCUCCGAGCAGAGCUGGAUGGACCUGCACGGGGUCCUUGUGUUCUCUCCCGUCUCCACCAACGUGACCGUGAUGUUUCCCAGCGGCGCCGGCGUGGAGGUGCGUCUCCGUGGCGAUAACAUGGCAACCACGGUGCUCGUGCCGCAGGAGUUCUUUAACAAAACGCUGGGGCUGAUGGGAAAACUGAACGGAAACUCCAUCGAUGACCUCACGCUUCCCAACGGUCACAGCGUACACAACCUCAGCAACCCAGAAGAAGUAUUCAACUUUGGAGCUAACUGGUCCAUAUCUGCGGAGUCGUCCUUGUUCACGUAUGACUCUGAGUAUCUGGAAACUGAAUACAAGAACGCUCCCAAACACGACCAAAGCUUUGUUCCAGAUUUUUAUGUUCCUGAAAACCCGAGCGAUCCACUCCUGAACCAGGCCAUUCAGAUCUGUGCCGGGGAGGGCUCCCAGUUCUGCAGAUACGAUGUUCUCGUUGGUCGCAGUUUGUCGCUGGGAAACUCCUCAAAACUCUUAUUUCAAAGCCACAUGUCUCUGGUGGAGGACCUGAAACCAGUGGUGUCCUGUGGGUUUCUCUCGCCUCCGACCAACGGGAUGAAGAAUGGCACCACAUACAUCCAGGGCUCGAGGAUUCUGCUGAGGUGUGAGGAGGGGUUCGACCUCCAGGGGGCGACAGAGAGAGUGUGUCGGUCGGAUGGACACUGGUCCGGAGAGGACACCGUCUGCACCAAGACGAGUAACGUUGCUGGUAUCGUAGCUGGUUCUGUGAUCGGGGCCCUCGCUCUGAUGGUCCUCAUUACGUCCAUCGUCCUCUACUCCCGGAAACACAGGAAACCCUCCGGAGUCCCAGAGGAGAGAACAUCAAACUUGUGA
Knipowitschia caucasica is the source of this 2442-nucleotide messenger RNA. The record is from the annotation of a GenBank genome assembly. NCBI's taxonomy places the organism in Eukaryota, Metazoa, Chordata, Actinopteri, Gobiiformes, Gobiidae.